AGGAGGAAAACCAAGCAUAGAGUUAUGGAUUCCGUUUGAACCCAACAGUGAGUUUUGUUGUUAUAGAAAAAAGAUAAAAGAGAGGGAAGUGGAAGUAUAUAUUCUUUUUUCUAUAAAGGAUUUGUAAAAGGGUUGGCUUUUUGAGUAUACGCCACUUGGGUUUUAAUAAAAGGGAAGGGAGCGUCAAGGAUUGGGAAACACAGAGCUUUGAGUGAAAUAAAAAAUAUGCAGGAAACAAGGAAGAAGAAGAAUGGUGGAGCGGGUGGCAAUGAAGAUUCGAAGAAGAAGGAGCGUCAUAUCGUGACGUGGACUCAAGAGGAAGAUGAUAUACUUCGUGAACAAAUCAGUUUACAUGGAACUCAAAAUUGGGCGAUCAUUGCUUCUAAAUUCAAGGAUAAAACCACAAGGCAGUGCAGAAGGAGAUGGUACACAUACUUGAAUUCUGAUUUCAAGAAAGGAGGAUGGUCACCAGAGGAAGAUAUGCUUUUAUGUGAGGCUCAAAAAAUAUUUGGCAAUAGAUGGACAGAAAUUGCAAAGGUGGUUUCAGGCAGAACCGAUAACGCUGUUAAAAAUCGAUUCUCCACACUGUGCAAGAAGAGAGCCAAAUAUGAAGCCUUAGCCAAAGAGAACAGUAUUUCAUGUAUAAAUCCAAAUAACAAAAGAACUGUACUCGAAAACGGGUUCAAUGCAGAUGGAACAACUGAUUGUACUGCUCCUGUUAAGAGAAUGAGGAGAUCUCACAUUCCCGAUUUUGCUGAAAGUUGCAACUUUGGAGAUAGAGCACAUAGGGUAUCUGGGACAGUAAUCAAUCAGCAGCUAAGACACCCAUUUGCUGUAUUGGGUCAAAAUAUCCACAAUGCAAAUAACUUGGAGGUGCAAUCUCAAGUCAGCAAGGUCAAUGAGGUCUCUAAUGAUGCUCAGAAUUAUAGAACUCAAGGAACAUUUUUCAAAAAGGAUGAUCCUAGGAUAACUGCUUUGAUGCAGCAAGCAGAGCUGCUCAGCUCACUCGCAUUGAAGGUUAAUACAGACAAUACAGAACAAAGUAUGGAAAAUGCUUGGAAGGUCCUCCAAGAUUUUUUGAAUCAAAGUAAAGAAAAUGACACCCUGAGAUAUACAAUCUCUGAUAUUGAUUUUCAAAUCGAAGAUUUCAAAGAUUUGCUAGAGGACUUAAGGAGUAGUAAUGAGGGAAGUCAACCAUCUUGGAGGCAACCCGAUCUCUAUGAGGUGUCUCCAUCCAGCUCUGAAUAUAGCACAGGGUCAACACAGUUGCCUCGUCCGGCUGGGGAAACCGGAGAAAAAACUCAAUCAAAAAUAGAUGCACUGCACCCGGAUAUAAUUUCAAAUCAUACUGGAGAGCAGAGUUGCGGGACUGAGGAGGAAAAAAGGGCUCUUUCCUGUGCAAACACUGAUCAUGUUGAGAUAAUCUCAUCCUCAGAUGUCCAAACAAACAUGAUAGUUGCUUCUACCUCACCGAGCGCAGAGUUCAGUUCCCCAGUUCAAGUUAAUCCACUUUUCAGAUCCCUAGCAGCAGGAAUUCCCAGCCCAAAAUUUUCUGAAAGUGAAAGGAACUUCCUACUUAAGACACUCGGAAUGGAAUCCCCUUCUCCGAAUCCGGCAAAUAAUCUUUCACAGCCACCACCUUGCAAACGAGCCCUCCUCCAUAUUCUAUAAAAAAACUAUGAUCUUCUCUUAUACAGCAAUCAUAUCAGUCUAUAGUCCACAUUUCUCAUCGUUUACUCCCAUGAGCAACAUAGCUCAUUUUGAGUUAUCAUCCUUUUUUUUUCAGUCCAAGCAUUGCAGCCAUCUUGGCCUAGAAUUUUACAAGGCCUUUAAUGAUCUGCAUACCUAGCAACCUUGGCUAGAAUGUUUUGGUGCAUUCUAGCUUCUCAUACACAUCCAGUAAGAUGUCAUGAGUUUCAUUAAUUUUUCCCUCUAAUUUCCUAGAGAGUACUACCUUAAUACUCACAUUAAAACCAGUGUGUGCUUGUUAGUGUGCGUCAAUUCUUUUGUUUUUCAUCUCAUUCGAUUGGUUUCGGGUGUCUUUUAUUGCAUCUUUCAGCUCCAUUUUUUGUUCUUGUUUUGUAAUCAUGUACAGAACCUACUAUAUGAAAUCCUUAGAGUGUAAGUAAUACAUUGGCGAGUUGCCUACAUAUGAUAAAGAACAGAUGAAUUAAGGGGAAAAAAAGAAACAGAAAAUGAGGGUUAAGCCCUUGAUGUUUUUGGGUGUGCAGAGCCAGAGGGUAUAGAAUAAGUUUUUAUUUUGUGGUUUCCUAUUCUGAUUUCUGAUGUAAUGGAACUCUAUAUGAUUUGAGUGAAGAUAUGUUUUGGCUUUUGGUGUGGAA
This is a messenger RNA of Hibiscus syriacus, 2342 nucleotides long. Its product is annotated as transcription factor MYB88-like. The record is from RefSeq and is a predicted model, not a curated record. Lineage: Eukaryota; Viridiplantae; Streptophyta; Magnoliopsida; Malvales; Malvaceae. Gene Ontology annotation, cellular component: nucleus. The transcript is spliced from 12 exons. Gene Ontology annotation, molecular function: RNA polymerase II cis-regulatory region sequence-specific DNA binding; DNA-binding transcription factor activity, RNA polymerase II-specific. Gene Ontology annotation, biological process: regulation of DNA-templated transcription. Bases 226 to 1671 code for a protein of 481 amino acids.